GUACCUAUCAAAAUAGCAACUCACAUUUCACAAUUGACAAUUAUCAUUUUAUCAAAUGAAUUAUUUUAACUCUCAGAGUUGAAAUUGUGAAAUUUGGCUGAAUAGCAAACUUGAAUGUGUAAUCAUUAAAUAAGUAGAUAUCUACUCUGUUAAGUUGUACAGUCAGUGUCGAAUAGAUAUCUAUUAAAUUAAAACCAGUAAAAAAAUAUGUCGCACGUAAAAGUAAUAGCUGCUAGCAUUGUCAACUUUUUGAAGAAACAAUUAGAAGGAGAUACUUUGAACGACAAUUCAAAAGAAAGUGUCGAGGUUGCCGCACAGUGUAUCGAAACCGCCUAUGAACUCACACCGGAAGAUGUCUCUAAGGGGUUGGAUCUAGUCAAGAUGAUUACAGAAAACCGCUGUGGAGUCACCGCCGCCGACAAAGAGGAGGCGGAGAAACUGAAAACUGAAGGCAACGAUCUGAUGAAAAGCGAACAAUACAAACUGGCACUGUCAAAGUACGGGCGCGCCAUCGAACUGGACCCGCGCAACGCGGUGUACUUCUGUAACCGCGCCGCGGCGCACUACAAGCUGGGGGAGCACGAGGCCGCCGUGGCCGACUGCAUGGCGGCUCUCGCGCUGCAGCCCGAGUACAGCAAGGCGCACGGCCGACUCGGCAUCGCGCUCACGGCGCUCGACCGCACCGUGGAGGCGCGGGCCGCCUUCGCGCGCGCCCUGCAGCUCGAGCCCGACAACGACUCCUACAGGGACAACCUCCGGCUGGCCGAGGAGCGUCUGGCGCAGGCGCCGCCGCGCCCGCCCAUGGACCUUGGUGGCUUGUUGCAGAACCCCGCCCUCCUCAACAUGGCCACGGAGAUGCUGUCUGACCCCAACAUGUCUAACCUCAUCUCAGGUUUGAUGAAUUCAAAUGUUCCAGGAGCGGAGCCCGGCAUCCAAGGAGCCAAUGUUAAUGCAUUGCUGGAAGCUGGACAAGCCCUGGCUCAGCAGAUGCAGGCACUGAAUCCAGAACUUGUGGAGGAACUUAGAAGACAGAUUCGUCCCCAGGGACCGGGCGGCAAUCCUCCACCAGCACAGUAAUCCCCAACACUUGUCACAAUACAAGAUUAUUUGGGUGAGGUGUAUGAGGGAUAAUUAUGUGCUACAUAGCUGGGAUAAUUCACUUGGAAUAUCUUGAAUGUAUAAUGUAUAAGUUAACCAAUUUAUAUUAUUUGUUGUAGUUCUCUUGUCAUCAAUACAAUAUUGUUAUUUGUAUCAUGUCUGUGUUCCCAAGUAAAACAUAAGAAAUACAAAUUAUAAUUUAUCCUAUAUUUUCUACCAUAAAAAGAAGAGAAUUAAAUUUUUAUGAUAAAAGUGAAAUUCAGUGUUAAAUAAAAUGUAUGACAUGUA
Messenger RNA from Leptidea sinapis, 1386 nucleotides. Its product is annotated as small glutamine-rich tetratricopeptide repeat-containing protein beta-like. Gene Ontology annotation, molecular function: molecular adaptor activity; protein binding. Gene Ontology annotation, cellular component: TRC complex; membrane. Gene Ontology annotation, biological process: post-translational protein targeting to endoplasmic reticulum membrane. Bases 208 to 1077 code for a protein of 289 amino acids. NCBI's taxonomy places the organism in Eukaryota, Metazoa, Arthropoda, Insecta, Lepidoptera, Pieridae. The transcript has a single exon. The record is from RefSeq and is a predicted model, not a curated record.